This is a messenger RNA of Esox lucius (northern pike), 1228 nucleotides long. RefSeq lists its product as uncharacterized. The record is from RefSeq and is a predicted model, not a curated record. The coding region runs from base 312 to 1169 and encodes 285 amino acids. NCBI's taxonomy places the organism in Eukaryota, Metazoa, Chordata, Actinopteri, Esociformes, Esocidae. The transcript has 5 exons.
AAGCGUUUCCCAUUCAUUCCCUAUGGUAGUGCUAAACCACUACGGAUGCAAUAUAUGUAUGGCCACGUAUGCCCUCCGAGGCGCUGUGGCAGGUUUUACGCAAGAGGUGGCGAAGAUAAUAGCCGAAUUACAACGAACCACAACAAACACCCGGGAACAACUCAUCUGAGCCUUAUUUACUUUUUCUGAUUCGUGAAUUUCUUUUACAUUUCAGCAUUUGAUCCGAGCAUUUUACGUUUUGUUACAUUAGCGGUUUUAGCUACGUCAGACACACAACAGCUUCUAAUUCGUAAGGACUGCCAAAGAUUAACAUGUCACACAGGCCUUCGGUGUUUUUCCCUGGCAAGGUCCAAGUUACCUUUCGGAGAGGCGCGUUAGGUUACCUUCUACAAGUCCCCUCUGAUGCCGCCAAGAAGAUCAAAGACAACCCUUCUAUGCAGGACAAGUCUGCUCCUCUGAAGGAAGAGGUUGUCAGGAAGAAUGCCAUCAGCGUUGUCUUACAAAGAGGGGGGGAUGUGUCAGAUAAAGCUGAGGUGUUGGGGGAGUACAUACUACAGUUUGGGAAGUACAGAGGCAAGUCCUUCAGGUGGCUGCUGGAAAAUGAUGUUGGAUACACUAUGUACCUCAUCAAAAAUUUGGAAAAAGAAAAAGAGGCAGGCCAUUUCAGUACAGAGGGGAGCAGCAAAAUCAGUUUGCAGUCCUUUUUGGAAUAUGCCAUGAGCUUCAAAGAUAUUGAGGAGCUUUCAAAGUUUGAGUCUCACAAAACGAAUUCUCCUGCUGUGACCUCAGAUUGUGACACUCUGGUUGGCUUUGGUAAUCGGGCCAAAAGUACAUGGGGAGAAAUAUGGGAGAGCAGAGCUGACGGGUACGCUUUCUUCAUUAUGUCAAGGAAAUGUGGUACAGGUUCAAAAAUGCACAAACUGCAGCAGUACCUGCUAAUGAAAAAAGAGUCAUUGCCAUCAACCGUUACAUCACCAGCCUCUACUGCAACUCCUUACUCCCAAGAUUCACCAGCAUCAGCAGCUGUAGGAGCACCAUCUGUGUCUACUGGCAGAGGACAUGUUCAUGACAACAUGUCCAUCAAAACCUCCGUCUCCAUGAGGCACCAACACACCCUGCACGUCAGUCUGGGCCGCCAGCAUCAACACACCCUCCACCUCAGUCUGUGAUUCCAGCACCAACACACCCUGCACGUCAGUCUGGGCCGCCAGCAUCAACACACCCUCCA